UUGUAUUACAAUGUUAUAUUUAUAUGUAAAUAUAUUAAGAUAUUAAUAAAAUUUUUUCUCGAAUUGAUAAUAUUUGCGUUGAUCAGCGCUCUCUAUUUCUUGUAGCAGAAAAUGUUCUACACGACUUAUAAGUUGUUCACUAACCUAUAGACGACAUGGCAAAGGAACUACACAAAUGUUUGAUAAAUUAUUUCUCACAGUUAGAGAAAGUAAGUUGCAAAUGGAAUCAAUUGUCCGAAGAAGCGAAACGGCCUUUACACGGAUUAAAGAAUCAAUCAGAGCAACUCCGACUCGUCAUAAGCAAUGAAGUCGAUGAUGCAGAACUCUGUAAAAUAGACGAACUACGUGAAAGAUUGAUUUUUAAAAUUCUUAUGGGAAUCGACAGUGAACUUGAACUGUUAUUAAAUAUUUUGACACAAUUUAAUAACAUUAAUCAAGAUUUAAAAAAUCGUUUAAACAAUUUGGAAGAUACAAGAAGCAAAAUUUCAUUAGAUGAAGAAACGAUGAAAGAAUUAAUCAAUGGUACACCUUAUAGACCAAGAUUAAAUUUACUUUUACAAUGGGCUAUCGAAGCUUUCAAUUACUACCACGAAUUAUACUUGCUGAUCAAUAAAAACAUAAAACAAUUCAAUUACAAGGACGAGGAAACGGUAGAAAAUUUAACAAAGUCUUUUGUCGAGGAUCGAUUUAAAAAACCGCGGAUCGAACGUAAGUAUCCAUUUCUAAUUUGCAUUUUAAUUAAUUAGCAAUUUCGUCGUUAAUUUGCAUUAUUUAUUCCAGGAAUACUCUAUUUCACACAAUUUC
Molecule: messenger RNA, 804 nt
Organism: Apis mellifera (honey bee)
Lineage: Eukaryota; Metazoa; Arthropoda; Insecta; Hymenoptera; Apidae
Exons: 4
Coding region: 156-746 (196 amino acids)
Cellular component (GO): cytoplasm; nucleus
Source: RefSeq, a predicted model, not a curated record